Messenger RNA from Puntigrus tetrazona (Sumatra barb), 3987 nucleotides. Its product is annotated as retinol dehydrogenase 8. Gene Ontology annotation, molecular function: estradiol 17-beta-dehydrogenase [NAD(P)+] activity. Gene Ontology annotation, cellular component: cytoplasm. Gene Ontology annotation, biological process: estrogen biosynthetic process. The record is from RefSeq and is a predicted model, not a curated record. NCBI's taxonomy places the organism in Eukaryota, Metazoa, Chordata, Actinopteri, Cypriniformes, Cyprinidae.
GUUAUUAUUUGUGUGUUGUUGUUGUUGGUAUACAGACUCCAAAUCCCAGGGUCCUCAGAACGCGACCUGUGCACGUGACUUGUUUCCACGGUGCCGCUCUCGCGCAGAACUCAGGCGCUCCGACUGAAAGGAGUUUAUGGAUGACAAGCGGUCUGUCAGCAGGACGCAGAUUACAUGUCAUCCUUGAUCUGAAGUUAUGGGAACACGGAAGGUUUUGGUGACAGGAUGCUCCUCUGGAAUUGGUUUGGCACUGGCUGUCCGUCUUGCAAAAGAUAAAUUAAAACGCUUCAAAGUUGUGGCCACUAUGAGGGACCUGGAUAAGAGAGAAGCUCUGGAGAGAGCAGCUGGAGAAAGCCUCAACAGAUCCCUGGAGAUCCGGCAGCUGGAUGUCACCUGUGAGGACUCCAUCAGAGAGUGUUUGAACAGCUUGCCAGAUCGACGAGUGGGUGUGUUAGUGAAUAAUGCAGGUGUGGGUAUGAUUGGUCCUUUGGAGUGUCAGAAUGUAAGUGCUAUGCAGGAACUCUUCAACACUAAUUUCUUUGUGCUGGUGAGACUGGUAAAAGAACUGCUCCCUGACAUGAAGCGCCGUCAGAGCGGACACAUCGUAGUGAUGAGCAGUGUCCUGGGCAUCCAGGGAUUUCUUUUCAAUGAUGUAUAUGCUGCCUCUAAAUUUGCUGUAGAGGGUUUUUGUGAGAGUCUUGCUGUGCAAGCUAUGAAGUUCAAUGUCAAGAUGACAUUAGUGGAGCCAGGCCCAGUUGUAACUGAGUUUCAGAAGAAAAGGUAUGAAGAGGCAGAGAAGAUGGAUCUCUCGGAGACUGUCUUCCAUCAGAUUUACCUGCCAUAUUCACAUAAAAUUUUCAACUCAGUUGGGCAGACACCCGAAGAAGUGGCUGAGCAAACUCUCCAGCUGAUUGUGUCCAAAAAACCCCCAUUUCGUCAUCAGACCAAUCGUUUGUACAUGCCACUGACUGCCAUGAAGCAUGCUGACCCAACGGGGCGACUGCCCAUAGACGCAUUCUACAAAAUGAUCUUCCAGCAUGACCGCAUGUUCAGUGCUACUCUGAGUAUUCUACGCAUACUUCACAGGGGAACAGGUGCUGCCUAAAAAGCUCUGAGGUAAAAAAAAAAAAAAAAAAAAACAUUUCAAAAGCAUUUCAGAGUUUUAAAGCCCCAAAAUAGGUCGUGCUCAUUGAAUAUGAAAAUAUGGCCAAACCACAGAUAGCAAAAAAAAUUCACUACUUGAUCACUACCUAUCAUGAGCAAAUACAUAAUGUUUAGUUGCAAACUGCAGUGUGUAAUACUCUAGUGUCUUUUUCAUUUUGUAAUGGUUUUUCAACAGUCAAGGGGUAACUUACUUGCUCGUGUUUGCCCUGGAGCACAUGUACAAGAGACUGAAGACCAUUCAGUGCCCGAUAAAGUCAUGACGUUUUGUUCUUGCUUUGAAGAAGUAAAAGAAUAUUGGAAAUAAAUUGACAUCUAGAUGCUGUUCUACUUCACACUACCGUGAGGUUUAGGUUAGAUAAAUACGUAAAUAUGUUCUGUGCUGAUAAUACAGUUUAUCCAGUAUAAACAGCAGCUGCCACAAACAUGCCACAUGCUGCGAUUUGCACUUUCUCUCUCUUCUGAGGUGACAAAGCAGAAGCUAAGAAAGUAUCCGAUCAUUGCCAUGUAAAUAUAUUUGGACCAGUUAUGCAGUUCACCGACAUACUAUUAUGAUCUACAGUAAGUCAACAUUUGUAGUGGAUCAAUAAUCAAAAUUGCCCUAAGACAAGAACACAUUUUUGUUUUAGGACUAUUUUGAUAAAAGGUUUUGAUCUACUUCAACUGUUGACUAGUUUAAGUAUAUUUGAGAUACUGACCAUUGAGACUAUUUGAAAAAUUUACAUUUUUUUGGCGUAGAACAUUUACGUUUUAGUGAAUUUAACCCUGACAGGUUUGUCAACCAAUCACAAACACCUUUAUCCACAAUCCUACUAAAUGCUGGACUCGGAAUGCAUGGAAAUAUAAAAGACAAAUAAUAAGACAUUAGUGAAAUGUAGUUUCUACCGCUUUAUUAGAAGUAACAUAUUUUACAACUUUGUCUGUAGAAAGAAACUGUGAAAAACUGUUUAUAUACAAUGAUUUUAAACUACUUUUAAACAAGUAUAGGAAAUUAAUAAUGACAAUAGAAAAUAUCUAUGGCUGUUCUAGUUAUGCAAGACCAAUACACAGUCACAUCCUCACCUUAAUAAUGCUAAUACAAAGUACAUUUACUUUUUGUUCUUUUUAGUACAUAUUCAUUUUUUAGAAACAUAAGACUUCUCAUAAACAAGUAGACCUAAACAAGGUGAAAUAUAUUUACAAAAAGGUACUGAAAUUUCAAAAAUAUCUGGAGAACUGUAUCAAGAGAGCUGAAAAGUUCUGAAUGAAAGGAAGACUUAGCUGGGUUAGCGAAGCUUAGUAGUACUUAUGUAGGAAAACAAAGAGGUCCAGAAUGUGCUCCAAAACCUCCACAAGCCUUGAAAUGUGGUACAUGAAGAUUUUACAGUUUCAUAGAUGCACACUCGGUAUUAAGCACGAAUACUAUUUGAAAAUAAUAAUGCAUGGCUUUAUGUGCCAUAAUUCAGUGAAAUGGAUUUAUUCCUCUUGGUGAUAGCAAGAAAACAGCUGUCAGUGUCAUCAAAUGCAGGUCUUACAGUUGGGCAAAUUGAAACGAGAUGAACAUAUGGACAUGUUACAGAAAGCCAGGGGCAUCACUACAUGGUAGCGUUUCCCAUCUCACGCCUUCUGACCAGACACGACAGAUGUCAUCGUCUAGGCUGAUAGGGUGGGAACUGCUAAAGAUGCAGACAACGCUGCAUGCUAUAUAACACCUCCCUGAGGAGUGACAGAGCAAUAGCAGACCAUUAGAACCCAGUUAGCCACGUACCCAACUCACAACACAUAUGCUUACUAUCCAAACCAAAAGGAGCUGGAAUAUGAUUAGACCACAUGGAAAUGCUGGACCUGAGGGAUCAAAUUACAUUAAACUAAAUCAACCACGCUGCCUUGGCUUCGUAAAGCCCCAGAGGAAGACUUUCUAGUGGUCAAGUGUCAGCUGCAGCUGUUCAGUAUUGAAAUGAAGUGCUUGUGAGGGCUCGGGAACAUGGCGAGAUCAGUUUUGCAGUGGUCAGUGGCUCCACGAGCGUGGGUUGGUGGGUACUGAUCAGGGAAUGUUAGAGGAAAAGGAAGUUGGCUGUCACCGAAGAAGUGACGCAGAGCAGCAGCCUAAUAACACAGCUUAAUACAUCAGUGUUCCACAGGUAACUGUGGAUCCAAAAAUGUGGUUAUAAAAAGACAGAAAACAAAUUUACACAAGGCAAGACUAUAAGGCAGUGACUGGCUGGGAUUUUGAGAGGGAACGUGUAGAGCCUUGGCCAGCUCUGGCCAGUGUAAGUCGGUGAGGUCACUUAAGAAACUAUGUUCAGUAAAAUAAUUUCCACUGAUACAACGCUGAAAACAUUCUAAACACUGGCCUGUUUUAGAGAGGCGCUUUUAUGCACUGUUGUUAUAAAUUCUGCAUUAUGAUUUCAGGGUUUUCUUACCGCAUUUCUCUCUCUCUCAAGCUUUUCCCCUCGAAGUGCUUCACAGAUGCCCCUCUACAUUCAUACAAAUACUUUUACAAAACAUAUAAAAUAAUUUUAAAUCAGAAUAUUUCACUUGUAUUGGUCUCUAUAUACCUCUGUUUUCAUGUGCCAAUCUGUUUCUGAAAGCUAGACUAAAUAAAUAUCCCUAAAAUUUGUAAAAAUUCUAAUCUCAUUAUGUGUGUGUGCGUGUCACUUAAAAGCCCGGGUGUGUAUGUUCUGACUGGAUCAAAUGCUGCUGAUGAAACUGGGGCGGAACAGGCUAACUAAGCAAUCAUGAGUUGCUCCUCUUGUAACAGUAGUGACAUGGAACCUGAGGAGACCUCACGAGUCCCAGGUAAUAUAUUGGGAAUAGUAAGGCAGUUGUUAUGGGGGUCGCUAAAAA